CGCUCAGUUGUCAGCUGGUCGUCCGCCCGGCGGUGUGAGAGGCGGACCGGAGAGUGCUACCGAGAGGGACAGCGCUGGAUCCGGCGGCGGAGCAGGACACUAACGAUGAACCUGCUCGGAGGCAGGUCGGAGUCGGGCGGCGGGGGCGUCAUCUACGACACGAUGCACCUGGAGACUCUGGAGGAGCGGCGGCGCCGGCACGUCUCGUUCUGGCUGGUCUGCAUCCGCACAUCGUGCGCUUACAUCGCGCUCUCGAUGAUCGUCCCCACCACCUGGCCCUACAUGCAGAACCUGGACCCUGCGGCCCGUAAGACGGACGCCGCCUGGAUCAUCUCCGGCAUGUUCAUCGCGCGGAUCGCAAAUAACGCGCUGCUGGGUCCGGUGCUGCGCCUCAUGUCGCUCCGCACGCUGGCGCUGCUCACCUCCGUGAUGGUGAUGGCCAGCUACGUGAUGUGGGCGCUGGCCUACCUGGUGCCCAGCCACCCGUUCUACCUGCUGGCCGCGUCCCGCGCCAUCGACGGACUCUUCGGCAGUGACACAGUGAUCGGCUCUGUGUUCGUCACCCGCGGCACCACGUCCAAGGAGCGCGGCCCGGCCAUGGCACUGCUGGCAGGGGCCGCCGCCGCCGCCUACAUCCCCGGCGCAGGCGCCACUACUCUGCUCUCGCUGCUGGGCCCGGAGGGUGUCACUGUGGGCGGCUACCGGUUCAACAUGUACACCGUGGCCGGCAUCACCGCCUUCAGCGUGUUCCUCGUCACCACCGUGCUACUCUACUUCUUCUUCUUCGACAACGAGAUCGCCUACCAGGAGCUGGAGCUUGGCCUGGGCGGAGGCGGCGGAGGACUCGGCAGGAGGCGGGCGGACGGCGUGCGAUCCAACUACGUCGGUAUCGCCACCUGCAUCAUGGUCAUGUGCAGCGUCGGCUGCAUCCUGCUCUUCAACGACUCUCUGCUGGUGCCCAUGUUUAUGGACAUGAACGGCUGGCCCGAGGAGCGCGCCGUCCGCACAUACGGCUUCCUCAUGAUGGGCUUCAGUCUCGUAUCGACCACCAUGUUCGUGGUCACGGCUAAACUGGCCAACAGGUUUGGCGAGCGUUCACUGCUGCUUGCUGGGUCCGUGGUCGGCUUCCUCGGGUUCUUUGUGUCGUUGCCUUGGGGCUCCGAGAUGCCGCCGACCGUGGCGCCUCUGCCGGACACGAUCGGAACUAACGCCACCGAGGCCUUGAGCGGCGCUGCCGUCAUGGCCAACACCACGGAGUCUGCACAAGUUCCGCUGGGCUGUCCGCCCGAACAGAGCUGGUGCGCCACGGUGCCGCGGAUCUACCUGAGCCAGUACGUCACUGAACUGGUGCUGCAUGGUAUAGCAGUGGCCCUGCUGGCCUCCAUGUGUAACGCCCUCUUCUCAAAGUGCCUCUCACCAGGAUCGGAGGGUUUCUGGUGGGGCCUGAUGAAGGCGAUGGCCAACAUCUCUCGUCUGGUGACUCCCGUGGCGUUCUCGUACCUGUACCAGUACGCCGGGCCGCGCGCCAUGUACGGCACACUCUCCUCGCUGAUGGCGGCCGUGCUGACGGUGACGCUCGUCUCGUACCGGCGACUGGUCAGCGCGCCCGGGAGGAAGGACGAGGAGACGCCGCUGCUGGCAGAGAGCCGCAGCCGCCAGGUGAGUGGUUCAGAGACGCCGUGCAUGGCCCGCUCCUCUGAGUACGGGAGCAGCGACCCGCCGGAGCACCUUCAGCUGAGCUCCGACUGCGGCGGCAGCGACCCCCCGGAGCAGCUGGAGUACCACUCCGCCGGCCGGGCCGACCAGCCGCCAGAGGCCGAGAUUGAGUCGGACGACGAGCAGACGCUGAUCAACUCACACGGACGCUGAUAGGGGAGACGCAGAGAGCCAGUGAUAGCUAGCGGCCCGGACCGGUGGGUGACGUACGGGAUAUGGUCGGAAAGAUGGACAGAUGUCGGUUUGAUGAGAAAGUGACAGUGGAAGGUGGUAUAGUCGGGUUCUGAGGGAGCAAGCAGACCUUAGAUGGCGUGAAGCAAAGCGCCGUUAUAGCGCGUAAAGGAGCGACGACUGUAUCGACGGGCUGCGUUUGGAAAGUGGUAAAGUAACCAAAGUACGUCUGGCGCGCGCUUGCGAGUGUGUCGAUGCAUGCACGGUUUAUUAGGUCAAGGCUGGUUCCCGUCUUUUGUUAUCGAGACGGGCAACCGUAGCCUCUGUGAACCAAGUACCUACUGAAGUCGACUGGAAUAUGACGUACGAGUAAGGCGAUUUCGUUUCCUAACGUGGUCAGCUGCGACCAAAAUAAACCAAAAUGCUAUCUAAAAAAAAAGAAACAGUAUCACUUCACCUUUACUUCUAAGAAACGCUUUAAAGAAAAUGUUGUUCAGCUCGAGUCCGCUUCAUGCCGUGCUAAGGAAGGAAAAUAAGAAGUGAAAUGUGUAUUGUUUAUGGUGAUUGGAGAUCGAAUACGCAGCCGAAUACGUAGACGGUCGCACUUACGAAGCUCAGUCCAAAGGACAAUUGAAAUUAAUUAUAGAUGAGCGCACGGCACGUCUAGCCGUCAGAGUCGUGACUGUGCAUGGGCGUUCAUUUGUCGUAUCCCGAACAUGUAGACAAAAGACCAUCCAAAAGACCAGACCAUC
This is a messenger RNA of Amphibalanus amphitrite, 2639 nucleotides long. RefSeq names its product major facilitator superfamily domain-containing protein 8-like. The coding region runs from base 106 to 1869 and encodes 587 amino acids. NCBI's taxonomy places the organism in Eukaryota, Metazoa, Arthropoda, Thecostraca, Balanomorpha, Balanidae. Gene Ontology annotation, molecular function: transmembrane transporter activity. Gene Ontology annotation, cellular component: lysosomal membrane. The record is from RefSeq and is a predicted model, not a curated record. Gene Ontology annotation, biological process: transmembrane transport. The transcript has 11 exons.